Molecule: messenger RNA, 309 nt
Organism: Trichomonas vaginalis G3
Lineage: Eukaryota; Parabasalia; Trichomonadida; Trichomonadidae
Product: Nbl1 / Borealin N terminal family
Exons: 1
Coding region: 1-309 (102 amino acids)
Source: RefSeq, a predicted model, not a curated record
AUGCAAGAUCCAGCCACAGCCCUAGAGAACUUUGAUAAGGAAGUUGAAUGUAGGUGCUCCUUUAUUAUAUCCCAUUCUGAAAAUUUAGUCAAUAAUAUGCUCUGUGCGCUCGAUCUUGCCUUAAUGGGUAUCCCAGAACCGGUUAGGAACAUGCCAAUGAAACAACUUAUGAGUGAUUAUGAUGGAGAUAUCAUAAAGGCUGCAGAAUCCUAUCAGUGUAAUGAAAAUAUAGAUCAACAGCAGAAGAAAAAUCAGCAUCAAAAGCGAAGAGGGCGGAAGCCUAGAUCGCCAAAUAUUCCCAAGCUAUAA